AUGCGCUGGGAUUGGGAAUAUCCACUUCCUCUGAGAACACAACAAAAUCACACUCCUCACCAUGGAGAUAAAACGGAAGAAUUAUUAGGAGACAAUACAAAAUUUAAACUCGUUGAUAAUGAUCCAACAAUAACAAAUGAAGAUCAAUUAAUACGUCUAUUAUCAAGAUUGAAAAAAGACAAUUUCAUCACAGAAGCUGAAUAUAAAGUAGCAAAACCAAGUGGUUCACGAUUAGCUCGUUUAUAUGGUCUACCAAAGCUUCAUAAAGAAAAUUGUCCAUUAAGACCAGUUAUGUCUGCAAUAAAAACAGUAAAUUAUGGCCUUGGAAAAAAUGCUCACUAG
Rotaria socialis is the source of this 342-nucleotide messenger RNA. The record is from the annotation of a GenBank genome assembly. NCBI's taxonomy places the organism in Eukaryota, Metazoa, Rotifera, Eurotatoria, Philodinida, Philodinidae.